Molecule: messenger RNA, 2772 nt
Organism: Perognathus longimembris pacificus (Pacific pocket mouse)
Lineage: Eukaryota; Metazoa; Chordata; Mammalia; Rodentia; Heteromyidae
Gene: Rab44
Product: RAB44, member RAS oncogene family
Exons: 13
Coding region: 1-2772 (923 amino acids)
Molecular function (GO): GTPase activity; GTP binding
Source: RefSeq, a predicted model, not a curated record
AUGGAGAGCGGGCAGAGCUCAUCCCGAAGAAGCCGGAAGCUGGGCUCCAGCCGCCGCCGCCGCCGGGGGCAGAUGGGAGAGUCAGCGGACGGCCAGGACACCCCCGGGGCCCCCGAGGCCUGGUCCCCUCAGGCCACGGCGGAGCUGCAGGCCUUCUUCCAGCGCUGUGGCGCCCGGCAGAGGGGCUUCGUCACCCGGGAGGACCUGGUGGAGGCCCAGCUGAGCUUCCUGGGCAGCGAGGAGCCCCGCAUGGUGUUCGACUGGGUGGAUGAGGAGCGGAAGGGCCACCUGUCCCCAGAGGAAUUCAGCUCUGGACUCUGGCACAUCUUUGGCUCAGACCUGAGCCCCCACGGGCUCCGCAGAGGACCAGCGGCCUCUCGGCGGGCACCGGCUUCCACCCGCGCCCCAGCGCUGGAGGAGGCUGAGCCCCGGGACGAGGAGGCGUUCCCGGCCCUGGCGGGACGGCCGGGCGCUGACCACUUCCUUCCUGAGCGGGAGACCUGGCAGCUGUGGGGGGAGCUGCGGCAGGGGGACCCCCAGAUGGCCGAAGCCCUGGAGGGCCUCCUGGCCAAGACCAGCCUCCGCCUGCAGGAGGCCCGGGCGGACAGGGCGGCUCUGGAGCGGUCCCUGCGGAAGCGGGACUCUGACCACCGUCAGGAGAUCCAGUGGCUGUACAAGGAGACGGAGCAGCAGAUAGCCGGGGAGAAGCAGCAGCUCCAGGCACAGAGUGACUCCCGGGACCUGGCCCUCAGCGCCCGCGUGCGGGAGGAGCUGGAGGCCAAGGAGCGAGAGGCGCGGCGGCUGGCGGAGGGCCAGCGGGAGCUGGAGGCCCAGCUCCGCCACCUCAGCGCCGCCCAGCAGGAGGCCCUGUUGGAGAAGAAGCAGCUUCAGGAGGCUGAGCAGGACCUGGCUGGACGGCUGGAGGCGGUGCGGGGCCAGCUGCAGGUGACCAGGGGACACCUGGACGCGGCCCAAGGCCGAGUGUCCUGGCAGAAGGAGGAGGAGCCCAGCCUCCCCAGAGCCAGUGAGAAGACCCAGGUCCCUCAGGCGGCGCCCCCUGAGGACACCCCACUGCCUGGGGUGUUUGGGGACAGGGAUGAUUGGGACCAGCUUCUGAGCACCUUCAGCAGCACCCCACACGGAGCCCCCCAACUCUCCUGGAGCCCGCCCCCCACCCCAACAGCCACCUCUGGCCCCCAGACACCCCGAGUGGUCAGACAGAUCUCCAUCUCGGAGCCCUGCGCUCUGCUGUCUGAUCAGGGGCUGGCUUCGGAGCCAGACGGGGCUCUGAGGAACCCCCCGGGGGGGCCUCCCAGCACCCAGGAUGGAGAAGGAGUGGACCCUGUGGGGAAGGCCAGCCCAGCUCAGCAGCCUGUUGAACCCCAUGGCCUAGGACCCAAUGAGGAACCUGAACCCCACCUUCCGGGGGGUCGCCUGGGAGCCCCAGCUGGGGAGCCAGGGAGCUUGGUGGCAGCUGUCCUCGAAGUGCUCACUCCCUGGGGGGAUGGGUCCCCCCCUUCUCCCUCUCCCCAGGCUCUAGCCGGGCCCAGGCAGGGGGAGGCUAUCCAUCAAGACCUGCACGAGCCAGGCCCUGGGGCCUUCCCAGAAGGACCCACUGAGCCUUCAAAGGGCCUGGGGUCUGUGGGUCAGACUCCCAGAGAGGGGCAGGUGCAGAGCGAUCUGAGCCCCGCCAGGCAGGAAGACGGUGCUGGGGUCCUUGGCGAAGCCGGCUGCAGGGCGGCCGGGCCGGGCGAUGCGGGGGGCCUCCCCGUCCAGGGUGUAGAAGAGGAGCCCAGGGCAGAAGAAGGAAAGCCAGGGGACAGAGGCAGGCUGAGCUCGGCCUCAGAGCAGCCGGCUGGAUCCCUGGAAAUGGGGUAUCCAGAAUCCCCCCAGAAAGCUGCUCAGCCUGGGCCUUCUCCAGCCGACACACCACGGGCUCCAGGAGAGGACGAAGCCCCUGCUCGGGGGGAAGCAGCCGGAUCCCAGGGGUCUGCACAAAGCCCCUCUGCUCAGGCUGAGCUGGAGUCCCACCCCGGACCCCCACCCCUGCCUGCCCAGGCAGCCAGAGAAGCCAGGCCCCUACCAGCCAAGGAGCCAGGGGCGGCGGGCAGGCUGGAAGGCCCGGAGAGGGCCUCGGGGGAGCCUGUGCCGUCCAGCCCUCCGGGGGACCACAUGGCUGGUUCUCCGGCUGACCCUGACCACCUCUUUCACGUCAUCUUCCUGGGGGACUCCAACGUCGGCAAGACCUCCUUCCUGCACCUGCUCCACGAGAACUCCUUUGCCGCAGGGCUGGCGGCCACCGUGGGAGUGGAUUUCCGGGUGAAGAACCUGUGGGUGGACAACAAGCUCUUCGCGCUGCAGCUCUGGGACACGGCGGGCCAGGAAAGGUACCGGAGCGUGACCCGGCAGCUGCUCCGCAAGGCCGAGGGCGUGGUGCUCAUGUAUGACGUCACCUCCCACCAGAGCUUCGCCCACGUGCGCUACUGGCUGGACUGCCUGCAGGACGCAGGGGCGGACGGCGCGGUCAUCCUUCUGCUAGGAAACAAGAUGGACUGCGAGGAAGGGCGGCAGGUGUCCACCGAGGCCGGGCAUCAGCUGGCUCAGGAGCUGGGGGUCUCCUUUGGGGAGUGCAGCGCCGCCCUGGGCCACAACAUCCUGGAACCCAUGGUGAACCUGGCCCGGUCACUGAAGGUGCAGGAGGACCUGGUGAGGAGCUCGCUGGUCAAGGUGGCCCCCGGAGGGCUGCCCAAGAAAGGCCGCUGCUGCUUCUGA